This is a messenger RNA of Oxyura jamaicensis (ruddy duck), 1348 nucleotides long. It is a transcript of the gene PSMA6, whose product is annotated as proteasome 20S subunit alpha 6. Bases 114 to 854 code for a protein of 246 amino acids. Gene Ontology annotation, cellular component: proteasome core complex, alpha-subunit complex; proteasome core complex; cytosol. Gene Ontology annotation, biological process: ubiquitin-dependent protein catabolic process. The transcript has 7 exons. The record is from RefSeq and is a predicted model, not a curated record. NCBI's taxonomy places the organism in Eukaryota, Metazoa, Chordata, Aves, Anseriformes, Anatidae.
GCUGCGGCGGGGCGCGCGUGCGCCGAGCGCGUAACCCGGAAGCGCUCCGUCGGCCGCCCGUCCGGUAGCGGCGGGGCCCUGCACGCUGCGCGCCCCCGCGCCCCCCGCCCGCCAUGUCCCGAGGCUCCAGCGCCGGCUUCGACCGGCACAUCACCAUCUUCUCGCCCGAGGGCCGCCUCUACCAAGUCGAAUAUGCUUUUAAGGCCAUAAACCAGGGCGGACUUACGUCCGUAGCUGUCCGUGGGAAGGAUUCUGCAGUAAUCGUAACACAGAAGAAAGUACCUGACAAGUUACUGGAUUCCAACACAGUGACUCAUUUAUUCAGCAUUACUGAAAAUAUUGGCUGUGUGAUGACAGGAAUGACAGCUGACAGCAGAUCCCAGGUGCAGAGGGCCCGCUAUGAGGCUGCUAACUGGAAGUACAAGUAUGGCUAUGACAUCCCUGUGGACAUGCUGUGUAAGCGGAUUGCAGAUAUUUCUCAGGUCUAUACGCAAAAUGCUGAAAUGAGACCUCUCGGUUGCUGUAUGAUUUUGAUUGGUAUUGAUGAAGAACAUGGCCCUCAGGUGUACAAGUGUGAUCCAGCAGGUUACUAUUGUGGAUUCAAGGCCACAGCUGCAGGAGUUAAGCAGACAGAGUCGACCAGUUUUCUUGAAAAGAAAGUAAAGAAGAAAUUUGAUUGGACAUACGAACAAACAGUAGAGACAGCAAUAACAUGCCUGUCUACUGUACUAUCCAUUGAUUUCAAACCUUCAGAAAUAGAAGUUGGUGUAGUCACAGUGGAAAAUCCUAAGUUCAGGAUCCUUACAGAAGCAGAGAUCGAUGUGCACCUUGUAGCUCUGGCAGAGAGAGACUAAUUAGCUUUCCCAUUUCUGUUGUCUGUGCUUCUCACCAGGAUAUUUGGUGAAAAUAAAACACUUAUUAACGAAUUUAGAUUAUGGUAUUAAAACAAUGUUCACUGUAUGAUGUAUUUUACUCUGUACAAAUAAAACAGAGGUUUUUGAAAUACUUGUUGUCUUUUAUUUUUCUUAAUUUUCAGUUCAAUGAAGUUCUCAUCAAAAUGCUUGAUGACUUUAAAUGUUUUUGUGAUUAUUAUAUCUGUUGUAUUUUAUGAGCAAUUUUAUACUUGGUUCUGUAUUUUUCAUCUGAGCUAUAUGACUCCUAGUGUAAAGUUUCAUAUCAGGUUGUGGUGUGUGUCUCUUGAGAUAAAUCUUACAUUUCCAUGUGUUUCCUUGCCCAAAUAUUUAAAGGCUUGUAACAGUACUGUUUUAUCUGUGGGAAAAUUAAGAAGAUGUUGAUUUCAAACCUGAGGAUUUGCCCUGGUUUCUAUGAGGAAGUAGGACAAAAGCUG